AUGGAAGAAGGGGUUUUUGGAUUAAGCAAAAAGUAAAAAUACUAUAUAUAUUUAACUUUGUUAAUGCCAUGUUUAUUGCCUUUUAUAAUAAUGUAAAUAUAUAAGGAUGGAUUAUUUACUUUAACAAUAACAUAACUAGCAUAUUUAAUAUUACCAUAUAUUUAUGUGAAAUAUGUAAGUAAAGAAAAAGAAAUUCAGAUAUUUUUUUUAGGAGAAUUCAAUAAUAGAUUAUAAUAAAUAAAAUAUGGGAUUACUUUAGCAAUUACACUUUUUUUAAUAAUAAUAUUUUAUUAUAUUCUAUUAUAUGAAUUUAAAGUAAUUUAAAAAUAAUUAUAAGUUCCUUUAAAAAUAUCUUUUUUUUAUUUACUUUCUUUUAGUAUUGUUUUCGUUUGUGUAAAUCCUGUAAUGGAAGAAUUAUUUUGGAGAUUAUUUCUUGAGAAAAUGUUUAAGGAUGAUAAAAAAUAUAUAGUUCAUAUUUUUUAUACAAUUUUUCAUUUUAUCGCUCUUUGCUAAUUCAUGAGUUGGACACUUUCUAUUCUUUUUGCAACAACAUUUUAUUCUAUUGCUAGAACUUUUUCUUAUGUAAUGCAUAAUAAAGGAUUGCUUGCAAGUAUAAUUGGACAUAUAAGUUUAGCUUUUGGAUCACUUUUUGCUAUUUUAGAUAUAUUGUAUAUUGAAUGGGAGCAUUAAAUGGAUGUUAUUCAUUAAUCUUCUAGACCUUGA
Molecule: messenger RNA, 723 nt
Organism: Ichthyophthirius multifiliis
Lineage: Eukaryota; Ciliophora; Oligohymenophorea; Hymenostomatida
Exons: 2
Biological process (GO): CAAX-box protein processing
Cellular component (GO): membrane
Molecular function (GO): metalloendopeptidase activity
Source: RefSeq, a predicted model, not a curated record